AUGUCUACUAGCUGGGAGCGCAUGCUCGAUCGGCGAAGACACGCACGAAAGACUGUCAAAAAGUUCAUCAAGACUGUCGCAGGACAGAAGACCAACUUCGCCAAAGACGAACAGCGGUACUAUCGACAAGUCUCUCCUACACACUCACCUGGCUUGAUUACAUUAACUUCAAUCCGUGAGGACGAAGAACAGUAUCAAAUUGUCGAUCAACGCAGCUUGUCGAGCUCAUCGAAGUCUUCGAGUACUUUACUGAUGGAGAACAUUCGUGCAGGCGGUGGCGACACCUGGAAUGCUGAAUCCAACGGAGCUUCCCAAUGGAAUGACUCUGGCAACAACGACGAUGCUCGCAAGUGGAACGAUGGCGGUGCCAACGGCGACGCUGGUUUCAACGACAGCGGUGCUGCUGACUUCGGUGGCGAUGCUGGUCAAGGUGGCGACGGUGACGGUGCUGCCAACGGUGGUGCUUGUCACAACUGUGGUCAAGAUGGCCACAUGAUGCGCGACUGUCCCGAGCCCCGCAAGCAGGGUGCGUGUUACAACUGUGGUGAGGAAGGCCACAACAAGGCCGACUGCACCAAGCCUCGCGUUCAGCGAGAGUUCACUGGCGAAUGUCGCGACUGUGGUCAAACUGGACAUCAAGCUCGCGACUGCCCUUCCAAGCCAAAGAUCUGCAAAAUCUGCCGUGAGGAAGGCCAUGAAGCUCUUGCUUGCACCGGCAAGAUGAAGCUCAACCUCAGUCACGUCGCUGACAAGUCUGUCGACGAAGCUUGGGCUCUCCUCACUCAGGCCUCCGAUGAGCGCGACCUCGAUGAUUUCAAGGAUGCCGUCAAGAUGCUUUCCAAAGCCGAUCCCAACAUCACCUACGUCGACAUGGAGAAAGAGUUCCGUGCUCGAGAAUUCAAGGUCUACCUCAUUGGUCUUGAGAAAGAGUCUGGUCCAACCUUCACCAAUGUCGACCUCCAGGGCAACACCGGUAAGAAGUACGCCAUCGGAUACUUCUUCAGCGAGAAGCCUCAGCGUCCUACUAUGGUCGACAAGUGGCCCGAGUCUCCUGAAGCCAACCUCGAGCGUCUGGCUGACGUCGGUGUUCCCAUGGAUCGUGGUGUUCCGGUUUGCAGCAACUGUAACGAGUUGGGUCACUCCAAGCGUGACUGCAAGGAAGACAUUCGAGAAAUUGAGCAACCCAAGGUCGCUUGUGCCCUCUGUGGUGAAGAUGGUCAUCGUGUUCGCGACUGCACCCAGGAGCGUCCCAAGCCUCGUGGUCCGAGAACCUGCAAGAUCUGCGAGUCCGAAGAGCACAUCGCCAAGGAGUGCCCCAACCGCGAGAAGCGUACCUGCCGCAACUGUGGUUCCGAGGAUCACAUGGCUAAGGAGUGCGAUGUCAAGAAGUGUUCCAACUGUGAUGCUGAGGGCCACGAAUGGAGAGACUGCACUGCUCCUAAGGAUUGGUCUCGUGUAACUUGCCGCAACUGCGGUGAGAAAGGUCAUACCGUCAAGCGCUGCAAGCAACCCAUCAAGGAGCAGGAGAACACCAAUCCUUCUGGUGACGGUGAUGGCGGUUUCGGUAACGCUACCGACGCGGGAGCUGGCGGUGGCGACUGGGACAAGCCUGCUGCCGACUCUGGCGCUGGCGGCGAAUGGGACAGUGGUAAGGAUGCCGCUGGUGCAGCUAGCUGGGAGAGCAACGCUGCUCCUGUCGCUGUCGGUGGUGGUGGCGGCUGGUAA
Molecule: messenger RNA, 1725 nt
Organism: Cyphellophora attinorum
Lineage: Eukaryota; Fungi; Ascomycota; Eurotiomycetes; Chaetothyriales; Cyphellophoraceae
Product: ATP-dependent RNA helicase glh-4
Exons: 6
Coding region: 1-1725 (574 amino acids)
Molecular function (GO): zinc ion binding; nucleic acid binding
Source: RefSeq, a predicted model, not a curated record